Messenger RNA from Drosophila albomicans, 1550 nucleotides. RefSeq names its product isovaleryl-CoA dehydrogenase, mitochondrial. The record is from RefSeq and is a predicted model, not a curated record. Gene Ontology annotation, cellular component: mitochondrion. Gene Ontology annotation, biological process: L-leucine catabolic process. The transcript has 4 exons. The coding region runs from base 46 to 1416 and encodes 456 amino acids. Gene Ontology annotation, molecular function: 3-methylbutanoyl-CoA dehydrogenase activity; flavin adenine dinucleotide binding. Lineage: Eukaryota; Metazoa; Arthropoda; Insecta; Diptera; Drosophilidae.
UUAGGCAUACUUAAACGAACACUUCAUCAUCAUUUCAACCAUAUUAUGCAUCAUUUCAACUAUUUUAUCAUCAUGAUUUCAUUCAUUGCAUCUACUUCAUUUUCCCAUGUUUUUUUCCUCAAAUUGUGCUCUAAUAUCGAAAUGGCGUUGCGUUUUGUGGGGAAAGCUUGCACCAGUUUGCUCCAACGAGGUGGAACAACCACAGCAGCAGCAUCGCAAUGGAGUCGUACGCUAUCGCACUAUCCCAUCAACGAUGCGAUGUUUGGUAUGGAUGAGGACCGCCAGAAGCUGAGGGAAAUCGCAUUCAACUUCUUUCAAAAAGAACUGGCACCACAUGCUAAGGAGAUCGACAAGCUGGAUAACUUCAAGGAUCUUCGAUCUUUCUGGCGCAAAAUGGGUGAACUUGGCUUCCUAGGCAUUACUGCAGAACCGGAAUACGGAGGCACUGGCGGCAGCUAUUUGGAUCAUUGCAUAAUUAUGGAGGAAAUAUCCAGAGCGGCUGGUGGCGUUGCGCUGUCGUAUGGCGCCCAUUCUAAUCUGUGCAUUAAUCAACUGACCAAGAACGGCACACCUGAGCAAAAGGCCAAGUACUUGCCUAAUCUCUGCAGUGGCGAGCAUAUCGGUGGCCUUGCCAUGUCAGAGCCAGGUGCUGGCUCCGAUGUCGUCUCCAUGAAGUUGCGCGCAGAGCGAAAGGGCGAUUACUAUGUGCUAAAUGGAACCAAGUUCUGGAUUACUAAUGGCUCCGAUGCCCAGACCUUGAUUGUGUAUGCCAGAACUGGUGGUAGCGGUGUUCCCGGCAAACACGGUAUUACUGCUUUCAUCGUGGAAACUGACUGGGAGGGCUUUAGCGUUGCCCAGAAGCUGGAUAAGCUGGGCAUGCGUGGCAGCAGCACCUGCGAACUGGUCUUCCAGGACCUUAAAGUUCCGGCGAAGAAUAUACUGGGACAAGAAAACAAGGGCGUCUAUGUUUUGAUGUCUGGUCUGGAUUAUGAGCGUCUCGUUUUGGCUGCUGGUCCAGUUGGUCUUAUGCAGGCUGCCUGCGACGUGGCUUUCGAUUAUGCCCAUCAACGCAAGCAGAUGAACAGCUUGAUUGGCGAGUUCCAACUUAUUCAGGGCAAGAUGGCCGAUAUGUACACCACAUUGAGCGCUUGUCGCAGCUACCUGUAUGCUGUGGCCAGAUCCAGUGAUUCGGGCGUACGCAGUAGCAAGGAUUGUGCCGGUGUGAUCUUAUACUGUGCGGAGAAGGCAACCCAGGUGGCCUUGGAUGCCAUUCAGAUUCUUGGCGGCAACGGUUACAUCAAUGAGAAUCCCACUGGACGCAUUUUGCGUGAUGCUAAACUGUAUGAGAUUGGCGCUGGAACCUCUGAGAUUAGACGCUGGCUGAUUGGACGCCAGUUAAACAACGAGUACAAGUAAACGACUUUAUUAGCGACUCUACGGCACGUGGCAAUAUUUUGAUAUGGACUUUUCAAUCUGACAGACUAAUUCAUGCAUUUAUUUUUUAUACGAUCUUUUCGUAAAUAUAUAUAUAUUCUAUUUGAUGUUAUACU